Molecule: messenger RNA, 1222 nt
Organism: Schistosoma spindalis
Lineage: Eukaryota; Metazoa; Platyhelminthes; Trematoda; Strigeidida; Schistosomatidae
Source: the annotation of a GenBank genome assembly
AAUAAAUAAUAAAUUAUAUAAUUAAAUUUUAUUUAAUAUUUUAUUAUAAUGAAGAAAUUAUGUUAUUUUAUAUUAAUUAUAUCAAUAUUUAAAGAUAUCAGUAUACAAACAAGAAAAUUAUCUAAUCUCCUUAAUACAUGUCAUGUAAAUUCACCACGUAGAUUGCGUAAUCUUGAUCAACAAACAAUAAUGUUAAUCAAUCAAAAUUCUAAACCAUGUUGUUUACCAAAUACAUGGAGAGCACGUUUUCUUGUACAAACAAUUAAAGGUGGUCGUUAUUUAAGUCGUUUAGAUCAUGGUGCAUUUCAUAUUAGUCAUAAAUUAGAUGGAUCAUUUAAUAAUGCAUUAUUAGUUGUUGGUAGAAAUGUAUAUUCAACAGAAUUUUGUAGUAUUAAUAAUACAGAUAAUUCAAUUAUUAUAAAUCAUUUAUGUCCAAAUGAUAGUAUACGUUGUUUACAAACACCAUUUCUUGGUGAACCAAGAUGUAUGACUGAAAAAGAUGGUUAUAUAUUAAAAAAAUCACGUUUAUAUAAUGGUAAAGGACAAAUUAAAGAAAUAUGGUUUAUUGAUAAAUAUGAUAAAACAUUUGGUCAUAUUGAAAGACAUUUAUAUCAUGUUUUACGUCAAUAUGGUUUAUGUCAAUUAAUACGUUAUCAAAUACAAUGGGGUAAAUAUACAAUGCCAUGGAAAAGUUGUCGUUUAUUUAUAAAACGUGAACAAACUUAUACACCAAUAACUGGUACAUUUCAACAUCAAUUUAAUCAUUCAUUAAUUAAUGAUCUUUUAUUUUGUUAAUAUUUCAUAAUAUAAUAAAAAAUAAAUAAAUAAAUGUAUAAAUAUGAUAAAUUAUCACUAUGGUUAUAAAUAUAAAUUAUUUGAUCACAAUUAUUCCAUAGUUACUAAUGUAAAAUACAAAAAAAGCAAUCAAUUUUGAUUUUUUUUUCAUUUUGAACUAGAAACAAAAACAAAAAAUCGAAAAAAAAGAAAAACUUAUUUUCCUUUAACUUAUACGAUGAAAAUCCAAUAAGAUUUGAAAUAAUACAAAAAUGUGAAAAUUAUGUAAUUGAUAUUUCUGAUUUUAUAUAGAUAUCAAUGAUUUAAAAAGAAAAAAAAACUUUUUUUUCAAUUUUUAACUUGCACUUUUAUUUUUGCCUUCGUAUAUAUAUGUAGAAACAAUUUUGACACCAAAUAACAACUAUUAAUAACUCAUCUUACACACACA